This is a messenger RNA of Paramecium pentaurelia, 877 nucleotides long. The record is from the annotation of a GenBank genome assembly. Lineage: Eukaryota; Ciliophora; Oligohymenophorea; Peniculida; Parameciidae.
AUGUUUUCACUUAUAUUCUAAAUGAUUGAGUUUUUAUUGUCUGUUGCAUUGUGUCUAUUUAUUAAAGUAGGAAGAGAAGAGACAAAAAUGAGUGGAAGAGUACUUAAGUUUGCAUAUAGGGUUGAAAAGAACCUACUUUAUAAUUAUGAAUUUGGAAGAUAUACAAAAGUAGGUAAUGAGUUUACAAUAGGUUUUCAGAUUUUGCCUGAUUCCAUUUUUAUUAUCGACUUUAUAUCGCAAGGUUAUGAAACUUAAAUCAUCCUUUAAUUUGUAUCAGAUAAUGUUAUUAGUGAUUGAUUUAUUAUCAUUGACUGAUUAUAUUAACACAACUGAGUCAUAUUAAAGAUAUUGUCUAGUUUAUGCAAUCAGAAUAAUUAGAACAACAAUAAUGUUGUUUGAUUUAAUUAGAGAUAUUACAAAAGUGGCUAUGAUCCAUUAUGAACAAAGAUUAUAAGCAAAAUAGCUAUAAAUAUAAUAACAACUUUAAUAAAAUCAAUAAGAAUAAACAAAACUAUAGGAGAGCUAAGAUGAAGAAUCAGACAUGGAUGAAUCAUAGAAAUUAAUCAAUACAAAAAAAUAGUAAUAAUAAUAAACAUUAAUAAAACGACUAAUAUUUCCAUAAAUGAAAAUUCCUUGCAUUGCAUUAAAUUUAAUAAUCAAUCAACAGUAAUAUUAUAUUUAAAUAAUUGAUCCUUGGAGUUUUGAUAAAUCAUUCUCUUAAAUCUAAAUCAGAGAGCAAUUAUUAAUAAUGAUUAAACUUAACUUUUGUUGCUAAAUUUAUUAAAACAUAAAGAAAACUAAAUGUAAUUAAUAAGCACUUUAUUAAUAUAGAGAAUUAAUAGCUGAAUAUCUAUCUUAAAUUAUUUGGAUGAAUUGA